Molecule: messenger RNA, 1856 nt
Organism: Lycium barbarum (goji berry)
Lineage: Eukaryota; Viridiplantae; Streptophyta; Magnoliopsida; Solanales; Solanaceae
Product: inactive protein RESTRICTED TEV MOVEMENT 1-like
Exons: 1
Coding region: 974-1669 (231 amino acids)
Source: RefSeq, a predicted model, not a curated record
GUGAAAGCAAAUAACUUAAAAUUGAAAAUACAACCUAAAUUCAAAAUCCAAAAGAAAAAGUUCAACAUAAUACUCUUAUGUCAAAUUCCAACAUUACAUAAGUAAGUUCCAAUGUAGCUUAAGUAAAUAAUUCAAAAGAAAGGAAAAAUAUAAGUCUAUAACCUCAUUCACAAUGAAAUUAUACUUUAAUAACGUCACCUGUUAUAUGUCAAGUUUGUUAUAACUCAUUCUUUCCAAUAUUAAGAGGUGUAGUUUCAAAUAUUAGAAUAAUAAUACGGUUAUGCUAAAUGAAUAAAAUAAAAUAAAAAAUACGAGCAAUUACAUGGAUCACAAGAAGUAAAGGUUGAGAAUGAAAAGAAAGAAAAUGAAAAAUAAAUAAUAUAAAAAGAAAAAUACAUUUUAAAAAAUAAAAAUAAUAAAAAAGUAAAAAUAAAAAAGAAAUUAAAAUAAUAGAAAUAAAAAAAUAUUUAAAAUCAAAAAAAUUAAAAUAAUAGAAAUAAAAUAAAUUAAAAAUAAAAAUGAAUUAAAGUAAAAAAAUAAACAGACUAAAAAGUAACCCUGUAAUUACAGGGUGUAAUUACACCCAAUUCUCAGCCCCCCCUUGAGAAUUGGAGAGUGUAAUUACACCCUGUCAAUUACACCCAAUUCCCACCUAACUGUGUAAUUACCUGGUCAAACAAACAGGCCAUUAAAGUGGAUAGGCUAGGAUGAUUUUGAAAGAAAGAGAGAGAAAAAAAUGGAUAUGCAUUAAUGGUAGUAACUCCUAAAAUUAAGUAUUAUUGAUAUUUUAGGAAUGUAAAAAGUUGUAUAUUUGUAAUUAAAAAGUUAAAAUUUUGAAUAAAUUAUAUUUAUUUAAUUUUUUUAAAAUAGUUGUAAUCUUUUUAAUAACCAUUUGAAAAAGUUGUAUUUGUGUGACAUUUCCAUAUAUAACUCAUCUUCCAACUACAAUUGAGGAAUCAAGAGAGCAGAUAAUAUGGACUUACUCAAAGUUGGCUCAGUGGGAGGACGUGCUUGGGAUUUAAAGGGACGAGAACAAGUUGCUGGGAUUUAUGUUUACUACAGCAGAGACGGAGUUGUGGCACUUCAGUUCCUGUUUUAUGAGAAUGGCAACUUAGUUAAGUCGGACAAAUAUGGCGCGAGUAAUACUGAAACUGCAAGCAUCACUGAAACUGCAAGCAUCGCUGCACUUGUCUUUGAUUAUCCGUCAGAGUUUCUUACUUCUAUAAGUGGUUCACUUGGAGGAGGUUAUACGUCAGUUUUGAAGACUAUAAAAAUUGGCACCAACAAGGGUUCCUAUGGGCCAUUUGGGAGUCCUACUGCUCCUAUUAAUUAUGAACGAGACUUCAACUUUCACAUAGGAAGAAGAAAUUUAUUUGGGGGUUUUCAUGGAACAUCGAAUCUCAGUGGCAUUGAGAGUAUUGGGGUCUAUGUGAAGAUGACUAUCCCAUCCAGCUCCAUCACCAAUUUCAAAGAUCUUCAAAUUAAGGAUGAAGAUAGUUGGUCUACUACUGCUACCAAAACCAUAGAUCCAUUCCGCCGACGUUGUGUUUGGUCUAGGUUGUUUGGCUGGAGAUGGAGCAGUGGCGGCGGCGUUGUGGUUGUUUUAUAUGGAUGUAUAAUAUUGUAUGUGGGCAUACAAUAUUGUAUAUGUGUGCAUAAUAUUAUAUAAUAUUAUGGGUGUAUAAUAUUGUAUAACAUUGUGUAGGAUUGUAUAUGGGUAUAUAUGGAUAUAUGUUAUAAUAUUGUAUAUGGGUGUAUAUAUGUGUAUAUGUAUAUAGGUGUGGGUUAAAGCUUUGUAAUGUAAGUUUUAAGCUAUUUUUUCACAAUGUAAGUGAGUAAAUUGUAUAUUUAUGAAA